AUGAGGAAAACUUUGUUUGUUAAGGAUCCCGGACGACGUACGAAGGCGUACGAGGGGCCGAAGCCAACUUGCAGAGGCCCGUUGAACGACUUUAAUAUAAGUGAAAUGGAACAUCCCUGUAAUUACUAUGAAAGUGCAAACAAGGAUAAUCCCCAGUUGAUGCAGGACUAUUGCGAAAUGUGUGAUCAGAAGGAAUGUCGUGGUGGCCCCGUGGUUAAGGGGCCCGCUUCUGGUGCGGGUCUCCGUGCGGGUACAAGACCAGCAAGCAUGGUGAUUAACUCAAACCUUCUUCGCGUGAGAAGCGGCCUAUGGUGGGCCGAGAGGUUCCCCUUUCUGCGAAGCAGUAAUGCUCGCGAAAAAGGAGAUGAUGCGCGUAAGGCAGCUAUUAUCCUCGCACUCGCGAUCGAGCGGCGAUCUCCGGCCACCAUAAGUGCGGAUCUGCGGACGGCAAGCAAGGGUGAGGGAAGCGAUUACACGAUAAUUGGGUAG
Messenger RNA from Spodoptera exigua (beet armyworm), 489 nucleotides. Lineage: Eukaryota; Metazoa; Arthropoda; Insecta; Lepidoptera; Noctuidae. The record is from the annotation of a GenBank genome assembly.